Molecule: messenger RNA, 1836 nt
Organism: Dicrocoelium dendriticum
Lineage: Eukaryota; Metazoa; Platyhelminthes; Trematoda; Plagiorchiida; Dicrocoeliidae
Source: the annotation of a GenBank genome assembly
AAAUGCUUAACCGAGCCGGCUUAAUCGAGAGUCAGACCAAUGGCCGGUAUCAGGUGGCCCCGGACACACUUAGCUCACAAGCCAAGGUCCCUCGGGUAUGUCAGUCGGAAGAUACUAAUAACCGCUUGGCUGGCGUGUCUGCGACCUUGGUUAAGGGUGCUCCUUUACGUGAUCCCCGCAUUGCAUCAGUGCCUACCAGAGAUGAUUGUCCCACUGCAGCGGAGGUCGUUCCUUCGAACUACCACACCACAAAUUCAGUAUCAGAUGCAGGUACCGCGAAAGGUGCUUCCUCACAAGUUAGUUCACCCGGAGGUACUUACAGCCGAGUGAUUGUAUACCCUGCAUCUCCGGCCGCUGGGGUCAGAGUCAGUCAGCAACAUGCCAUGAUUACACCAAAAGGAACUAGGUGGGACUGCACUCCUACCACAGCGGCAGUUGUCUGCUCGAGUCCUCAAACAAUGCAGGUUGCAAGGGGAAUAAGUCGCGAGUUACAUGUGACAACGACCAAAGUUUCACUGGACGGAAGUACGACUUCCAGCUUGUUACCCGGGGAAAGUUGCGGGGUUGCGGACAUGAGCUUACAGGUGGCGCAUCCAGGAUUAUUUGAUGCCACUCGCAUAAUGUCAGCUGCUCCGGAACUCAAGGACACUACGUGCAUCUCGCUGAUCGGUUUGGGAAACCAACGCUGUGAAUCUCCCAAGGCUGACCUUGCAGGAAAUUCGAAAGGCAGCGUUGCUAGACCUUCUAAGUUAAAGAGAAAGAAGCAAGUUGGUCGUUUACGAAACAACUCAAAUCGGACGGAACCUGACAAGGUUUCUGCUCGUGUUGACCUACAAGAGCCUAAUCUUGACCCAGCAUUGCAGGCGGCGAACGAUAAUGACGCGGCGUCAAAAAACGGGUUGUCCCCUCGGGUGCUGCGCCCGAGGGGAAACAACCGCGUCAAGCAGGACUAAUUGUAUGGUAUACCAAUUGCUGCAGUGUGAGGAACAAAUGGGGAGAGAUGGUGAGGCGCUGCGGAUGUGCUGAUGUUGUUGCCUUGACAGAGACAUGGCUUUCUCCGAGCGACAUGGUUAGCGACCUGCUGGUAGAUUUCGUGAGUUACCGAGUAGAUAGGCCUGAUCACCACACUGGCGGGGGAGCACUAUUGCUUAUAAAGCGCCAGUAUAGUCAUUGGGAGGCUCCGUUUAUGAUGAGUAAUACGAACGUUCAAGUGGUGUCUUGUUACUUAAGGAUGAUGGGCAGGUUGGAGAUCUUUAUAUGUGUCUACCGCAGUCCAUCGUCCACACGAGAGGAGGACAAAGAGCUCGGUGCACUAUUGAGGCGCGCAGUGGUUGCUGCGCCUAAUUUCCUAAUAGUUGGUGAUCUUAACCUUCCUCAUGCGGAUUGGCAAGGCACGGCAAACAGAGCGGAUACCUUGGAACAGGAACUGGUUGACUGGAUGCAUGAGAAUGCACUUGAACAAUACAUCAAUAUACCGACCAGGAGCCGAAUCGGGAGUGCCCCCUCCACGUUGGAUGUUGCCAUCACCAAACACGGUCGUUUCGCAGAGCUACAAGUGGAAGCACCUUUAGGUAGGAGUGAUCACUGCGUCCUCACUUUCUGCCUAAAUACAUUGAAGCCUGCACGACAUCCUCGCCUCGUGAGAAAUUUCAGCCGCAUUGACCACAUGAAAUUGAGGGAUAGAGCCCUCCAGGUCAAUUGGAUCCCUGACCAGGAACAGGCAUCUUUGGAACAAAGGUGGUCUGUGCUUAAAACUGGUUUAGUACAACUAUUGAAUGAGUUUGCUCCUCUUCGUCCUGCGAGACACUUCAGCAAGCCUCGGUGGUGGAGGAGGAG